AUGGGCAAUUGUUGUAAAUAAACUGCUUAAAAGAAUUUCUCUUCUUCAAUCCAACUUAAUGAUUUCUUAUAAAGAAAAUCUUUGCCUCCUGAGUAAUUAGAAGUAUUUGAAUAUUCAAAAUCUAGCAACUCUAAAACCCAAUUUAUCAUCAGAGCUCUCUUAUGAUAAAGACAAUUACUUGGAUUAAAGAUUCACAUGAUCUUUUUGAUUAUGAGAACACUAAUCGAGUAACUUAAUAUUUGAUGAUCAAUUCUUCUAAUAAAUUGUAUAGAGAUAAAACGAGUGGAAUAAUUCAUUCAAAUGAAUAUAAGACGAGUGGAAUAAAUACUUAAAAUCAAUAAGGGAAAACAUUGAUCUAAAUAGAAAAUAGACAAAAUUGUUUUUGGAUACAACCUAGAGUAAAUGUUUAGAUAAAAUAUAUAGCAAACAAAAAAUAAUGAUUAUCAUGUUUGGUUAGUUAUUAAAUCAAUUUAAUAAAACGAUUAUGGUGUGAAACUACAAUAUAAUGAUGUGAUAAGAGUAGGGAAAGUUGAAAUAAAAUUAAAAGAAUUAAAGUUUAUAGAAGGUGAGAAAAAAAUAGAUGAAAAUGAGACAAUUGUAAGUUAAAGUGUUGAUGAGUAACGCUGUAGAAUUUGUUUAAUUGGUUCUGAAAGUGCAGAUGAUCCUAAGAUUGAACCAUGUAAUUGUUCUGGCACAAUGGCAUUUAUUCAUUUGAAGUGCUUAUAACAUUGGAUAGUGACAAAAUAUAAAAUGGAAAAUUGUAAUUCGAUAGUAUUUUUAUGGGAUUAGAUGAAAUGUGAAUUGUGUCAUAGUAAUUUCAAACGAAAAUUGUAAUUGAAUGGUUAAAGAGUUGAUUUAGUUGAAAUAAGCAAGAGACAAUUUUAAAAUUAUGCAGUGUUAGAGAUCAAAAAGUCAUUACUAAAAUCAAAAGAAAGAUAGACUUAUAUUCUCAAUUUGUAAAAGCUUGAAGAGUUUAAAAUAGGCAGGGCAAAUGAUAAUCAUAUUCGAUUAUGUGAUAUUAGUGUGAGUAGAUUACAUUGUAAAUUAAUAUUGGUAACGAUGUGAAUUGUAUUUAGCAUAAUAAUGAAUUUUAUAUUGAAGACAAUAAUUCAAAAUUUGGAACUCUACUGAAGUUAAGGAAUUCGAUGCCAAUAUUAAGAGAGUUUUAAAAUAUGCAAAUAUAAGUUGGGCGAACGUUGUUUGAAUUCGAGAACGUAAGCAAUGAUUGCUGCAAAUGAUUAUU
Messenger RNA from Paramecium sonneborni, 1243 nucleotides. NCBI's taxonomy places the organism in Eukaryota, Ciliophora, Oligohymenophorea, Peniculida, Parameciidae. The record is from the annotation of a GenBank genome assembly.